GACAGUAAAGAUGGCGGUUGAACAGCAUUGAAUAUUUUCUGUAAUAAGCCAUUAAAACGCGGGUAUUUUCCGACGUUUCUAUGGGGCGAAGACGCCGAGCCCUUACUUAAUAAUUACAUCGCGCGAAAUGGUGUAGAAUACGUGUAAAAUUUGUUCCAGUUUGAAGUAAUUGCGAGUCGGUAGUUUUUAUUUUUUUCGGUGUCCAUCGGUGGCGCUUACCUUGUUAUUUUAAAAUGGCUCCAGUGCAGAUUGGAUCAGAUGGGCAAUUGGUCCCUAUCGGGGGUCCCACCUCGGCCACCCAACCGCCUUCAUCCGGACCUUCGGCGACCCAAGGGGUCCGGCUGAGCCUGCUGAUUGAGUUUCUUCUGCAGAGGACCUACCAUGAAAUCACCCUGUUGGGUGAACUGUAAGUAACUAAUGACGAGACCCCGUCAAGUGGGAUGUUAAUGUUGACAUAUCUGAUCCUGGUCCCUCAGGCUCAAAAUAGUGGUUAAGAUGUGUUUUGUUUCAUGGCAAAAUGAUUGGAAAGUAGCUAGUUGUGCAAGUAGCCUACUUGGAAUCUUUUAUUUCACCCAUUUCUUUCACCCUUGCGUCCAUAUUAAUUGAGAUUCCUUUAUUUUCUGUGUUCAUAUGAUGUGGUAAAAUGACGUUGUGAUAUCUGAAAGUUACCCAUAGUGUUUCUGUCUUUCUUGCAGUCUACCCAGAAAAACAGACAUGGAACGGUAAGUGUGUCUCUUGGUUCACUCUGUGUGCUCACUGAUGAAAUGGACUUGUCAAAAUGGGAAUGUUGUAUGUGACAGGCAAAUGUUUGCCUCUUCUUUGACCAUUGGUGCCAAUGAGUUUGAAAACUUGUCUACUGUACUUUUCUACUGUUUCUGACAGAAAAAUCGAGAUUGUCCAGUUUUCUAGUCGGACCAGGCAGCUGUUUGUGCGUCUCCUUGCCCUGGUGAAAUGGGCCAGCAAUGCUGGGAAGGUGGAGAAGUGUGCGGUAUGUAGGCAAGACUACAGUACUCUACUACACCAAUCAUAUUCUCACAGUGGGCAUACACAAUCAGAUACUAGCUUGAGUUAUGCACAUACAACUCCAACCUUCUCACCAUUUUCCCCACUGACAUCAAUGCAUUGUUUACGUGACACUUUGAGUUAGAACUACUUGCACAUUAUUCAAAUUAGUACUACUUAGUAGUCAUUAAAAGUCGUACGCUAACCCUACCUCUAAUCCCUAACCUCCGGUUUCCAUGGUAACAGAUGAUCUCCAGCUUCCUGGACCAGCAGGCCUUCCUGUUUGUGGACACGGCUGAUAGGCUGGCAUCACUGGCGAGGGAUGCCCUGGUGCACGCUCGCCUGCCCAGCUUUGCCAUCCCGUUUGCCAUCGAUGUGCUCACCACUGGGUCAUACCCGCGCCUGCCCACCUGCAUAAGGGUAAGACACCCCUAACUGGUCUGUGUUGUCCAUCUUUCUGUUAUUUAUUCUUAUUGUAUUGGUGUGUUUUGGCCUCUUGACCAGGCCUCUUUAUUAUAAAUGAUAGCUGGUUCUCUGUUGACUUGCCUGGUUAAAUAGUGGUCAUUGGUCAAAUAUAAUGAGGCGUCUGAUGCCUCUGUGUUUAAAUAUAAUGAGGCGCCUGAUGUCUCUGUGUUCAUUAGCUACUGUGGCUGAAGUAGCCAUGGUGUCUGGUUGUCUGGUUUAGCCAGCAAUUUUGUCCUUCAUGUACUCUGUACUCUUCGUUUGUGUGCGUGAUGUACAUAUGUGCACAAACACAUAUACCGUUAGUAGUGCGUUACCGCCACCAACUGGACGGGACUGUGGAAUAGGGACGGAUAAAUCUGAAGCCCUAUUUGGGCCAGUGCAUUGACAGCCAUGUUUGUGUGGUGUGUGUGUGUGUGUGUAGGAUAAGAUCAUUCCUCCAGACCCCAUCACUAAAGUGGAGAAACAGACAACCCUGAACCAGCUCAAUCAGAUCCUGCGACAUCGUCUUGUCACAACAGACCUACCACCUCAGCUAGCCAACCUCACCGUGGGUAAGAAACACACGCACAACCACACACACACACACACACACACACACACAGGCUUCCAUUGAAAUCCUUGGGCGGGCCACCUAGGCAUCCCGAAGAAAUGCUUAAGUUCAAACAGUGUAAAAAAUAUAUAUACAGUGGGGAAAAAAAGUAUUUAGUCAGCCACCAAUUGUGCAAGUUCUCCCACUUAAAAAGAUGAGAGAGGCCUGUAAUUUUCAUCAUAGGUACACGUCAACUAUGACAGACAAAAUGAAGAAAAAAACAUCCAGAAAAUCACAUUGUAGGAUUUUUUAUGAAUUUAUUUGCAAAUUAUGGUGGAAAAUAAGUAUUUGGUCACCUACAAACAAGCAAGAUUUCUGGCUCUCACAGACCUGUAUCUUCUUCUUUAAGAGGCUCCUCUGUCCUCCACUCGUUACCUGUAUUAAUGGCACCUGUUUGAACUUGUUAUCAGUAUAAAAGACACCUGUCUACAACCUCAAACAGUCACACUCCAAACUCCACUAUGGCCAAGACCAAAGAGCUGUCAAAGGACACCAGAAACACAAUUGUAGACCUGCACCAGGCUGGGAAGACUGAAUCUGCAAUAGGUAAGCAGCUUGGUUUGAAGAAAUCAACUGUGGGAGCAAUUAUUAGGAAAUGGAAGACAUACAAGACCACUGAUAAUCUCCCUCGAUCUGGGGCUCCACGCAAGAUCUCACCCUGUGGGGUCAAAAUGAUCACAAGCAAAAAUCCCAGAACCACACGGGGGGACCUAGUGAAUGACCUGCAGAGAGCUGGGACCAAAGUAACAAAGCCUACCAUCAGUAACACACUACGCUGCCAGGGACUCAAAUCCUGCAGUACCAGACGUGUCCCUCUGCUUAAGCCAGUACAUGUCCAGGCCCGUCUGAAGUUUGCUAGAGUGCAUUUGGAUGAUCCAGAAGAGGAUUGGGAGAAUGUCAGAUGAAACCAAAAUAGAACUUUUUGGUAAAAACUCAACUCGUCGUGUUUGGAGGACAAAGAAUGCUGAGUUGCAUCCAAAGAACACCAUACCUACUGUGAAGCAUGGGGGUGGAAACAUCAUGCUUUGGGGCUGUUUUUCUGCAAAGGGACCAGGACGACUGAUCCGUGUAAAGGAAAGAAUGAAUGGGGCCAUGUAUCAUUAGAUUUUGAGUGAAAACCUCCUUCCAUCAGCAAGGGCAUUGAAGAUGAAACGUGGCUGGGUCUUUCAACAUGACAAUGAUCCCAAACACACUGCCCGGGCAACGAAGGAGUGGCUUCGUAAGAAGCAUUUCAAGGUCCUGGAGUGGCCUAGCCAGUCUCCAGAUCUCAACCCCAUAGAAAAUCUUUGGCGGGAGUUGAAAGUCUGUAUUGCCCAGCGACAGCCCCAAAACAUCACUGCUCUAGAGGAGAUCUGCAUGGAGGAAUGGGCCAAAAUACCAGCAACAGUGUGUGAAAACCUUGUGAAGACUUACAGAAAACGUUUGACCUGUGUCAUUGCCAACAAAGGGUAUAUAACAAAGUAUUGAGAAACUUUUGUUAUUGACCAAAUACUUAUUUUCCACCAUAAUUUGCAAAUAAAUUCAUUAAAAAUCCUACAAUGUGAUUUUCUGGAUUUUUUUCCCUCAUUUUCUCUGUCAUAGUUGACGUGUACCUAUGAUGAAAAUUACAGGCCUCUCUCAUCUUUUUAAGUGGGAGAACUUGCACAAUUGGUGGCUGACUAAAUACUUUUUUUCCCCACUGUAGAUAUUGUGGACACCCCUUCAAAUUAGUGGAUUCGGCUAUUUCAGCCACACCCGUUGCUGACAGGUGUUUAAAAUCGAGCACACAGCCAUACAAUCUCCAUAGACAAACAUUGGCAGUAGAAUGGCCUUACUGAAGAGCUCAGUGACUUUCAACGUGACACCGUCAUAGGAUUCAACCUUUCCAACAAGUCAGUUCGUCAAAUUUCUGCCCUGCUAGAGCUGCUCUGGUCAACUGUAAGGGCUGUUAUUGUGAAGCGGAAACAUCUAGGAGCAACAACGGCUCAGCCGCGAAGUGGUAGGCCACACAAGCUCACAGAAAGGGAACGCCGAGUGCUGAAGCGCAUAUCGCAUAAAAAUUAUCUGUCCUCGGUUGCAACACUCACUACCGAGUUCCAAACUGCCUCUGGAAGCAACGUCAGCACAAUAACUGUUCAUCGGGAGCUUAAUGAAAUGGGUUCCAUGUCCGAGCAGCCGCACACAAGCCUAAGAUCACCAUGCACAAUGCCAAACGUUGGUGUAAAGCUCGCCGCCAUUGGACUCUGGAGCAGUGGAAACGCGUUCUCUUGAGUGAUGAAUCACGCUGCACCAUCUGGCAGGCCGACGGACGAAUCUGGGUUUGGCAAAGGCCAGGAGAACGCUACCUGCCCCAAUGCAUAGUGCCAACUGUAAAGUUUGGUGGAGGAGGAAUAAUGGUCUGGGCUGUUUUUCAUGGUUCGGGCUAGGCCCCUUAGUUCCAGUGAAGGGAAAUCUUAAUGCUACAACAUACAAUGACAUUCUAGACGAUUCUGUGUUUCCAACUUUGUGGCAACAGUUUGGAGAAGGCCCUUUCCUGUUUCAGCAUGACAAUGCCCCUGUGCACAAUGCGAGGUCCAUACAGAAAUGGUUUGUUGAGAUCGGUGUGGAAGAACUUGACUGGCCUGCAGAGAGCCCUGACCUCAACCCCAUCGAACUCUUUUGGGAUGAAUUGGAACUCUGACUGUGAGCCAGGCCUAAUCGCCCAACAUCAGUGCCCAACCUCACUAAUGCUCUUGUGGCUGAAUGGAAGCAAGUCCCCGCAGCAAUGUAGUAUUGACUUUGCUGUUAUGUUUGCGCGUAAGAUCACAGCAUUAGCCAUGGCAAAAUGCAUAGAAUAGGACAUUAGCAUUAAAACUGCAAAAUGUUUUCUGUUCCAUGGCAGAAUAUGUAGAAUCUCAGGAAAUUAGCUUUAAAAAUGAAACAAUUUAUCUCAGCUCCAUGGAGAAAUUUGUAGAAUUGCAGAGAAUUUGCUUUAAUAUUCCAAAAGUUCUCUGCACCACCAAAAUCCAGUGGCGCUGACGGGUGGACCACGCCCCUUUUUGUUCCAGGAAAAAAAAACUACACACACACAAAGCUGGCCAACCUCUCCAUGGGUAAACAUCACACAGCAAGACAGUUUCUGGCUAUUGCAAAGGUGGCAACCAUUAUAUAUUGUGUGUGUGUUGUAGUUAACGGGCGUGUGAAGUUCCGCGUGGAGGGGGAGUUUGAGGCCACUCUGACAGUGAUGGGGGAUGACCCAGAUAUUCCCUGGAGACUGUUGAAGCUGGAGAUACUGGUGGAAGACAAGGAGACUGGAGGUAAGAUACACAACACCUGAAUGACCACACACCAAACACACAGAACCCACUGCUAACACACAGAACCCACUGCUAACACACAGAACCCACUGCUAACACACAGAACCCACUGCUAACACACAGAACCCACAGAACCCACUACUAACACACAGAACCCACUACUAACACACAUAAUGCACUACUAACACACUACUAACACACACAACCCACUACUAACACACAGAACCCACUACUAACACACAGAACCCACUACUAACAUACAGAACCCACUACUAACCCACAGAACCCACUACUAACCCACAGAACCCACUACUAACACACAGAACCUACUAAUAACACACACAACCCACAGAACCCACUACUAACACCAAGCACACAAAACCUACUACUAACUGGUGAGAUGAAGGAAGGUUGGAAAUGAAAGGCCCAGUGUUCAACAUUUUCAAUCUUUUCCCCUCCAUCCUCCCCCCGCCCCCUCCUUUCAGACUGCAGAGCUCUUGUCCACAGUAUGCAGGUGAACUUCAUCCAUGAGCUGGUGCAGUCGCGCCUGUUUGCAGACGAGAAACCACUGCAGGACAUGUACAGCUGCCUGCGUAUCCUUUCUGUUUGUGUGUGUGUGUGUGUGUGUGUGUGCUGCUUCUGUGCAGACAGUGAGCUCAGGGCCAAGUCUGGCUUGAGCUGCUGCAGUGAAUGUAAUUGUGUGUGUGCGUGUACUGUAUUGACCGGUAGUGAUCAUGCAUACAGCAGGCCCAGACACCAACAGCAUUCCAAUGGUCGAGGCCUCGGGGUCAGGGACUGCCUCAGCCAAACAGCCACACAAUGUCUUUCGGUUCAUCAGGUUCCAUGAACCAAGCAGAAAUAUAGACAUUUCAUAUACUAUUUAGUGUGAAAUGAGAAAGCAAUUCAACACAUGAACACACGCACCUGCAUAUAUAUACAAACACACACAUUCAAGAUUGAGAAAAAACUGGUGUAGUGUUAUGGGCCUGUUGCUCAGUGGGAAAUGUGGACCUGGGACAUUUUUCAAGAUGGCAGUAGUUAUGGCAGAAAUGCAUCUGGCAACCCCCAGCAGCUGCUAGUUACCCUCCCAUGUUUUCACUGCACUGUCCAUCAAGAUAAUGGGGUUAUAACAACAUUAGAUAUAACACUGUCACACACAAAAAGAAUGCUACAUGUAUUUAUAAUACCGUUAUGCCCAAUAGACCACCAAUAAUUAAAUAGGUUGAAAGAUUUGUUUCUAUCAGUCAAAUUAACCUUAACACAACUCUGUAGCAAGUGUGUUUUUCCCAUUUUAUAUAUUUUUCAUUAGUUUUGCUCCGUAGCAAGUAUAACCGCCAGCUGGAUCCUGCCAGCGUCCAUACACCACACACAUACACAGUCAGCAUGGGUGUGUCUGCAUUUGUGUAUCUGUGUGUAUUGUGAAUAUGUGUGUAUGCCAUCCUCCUGGCCCAGCCCUUCCUUGACCCCCUCCCGUCCAGACUCUUUCUGCCUGUCUCUGCAGCUGGAGGUGCUCCACUCCCAGACCCUCAUGCUGUACCGAGAGCGCUGGGGAGACCUGGUGCAGGUGGAACGCUACAUGCCUGCCAAGUGCCUCACACUGGCCGUCUGGAAGUAAGAAACACUUGAUUGGUUGGUUAAUUAGUUGAAUGAAUACGUCAUCACAGGGAAAUUGGUCCAUCAUCAUUUCACCCCUCGCUCUCCUCUCGCUCUCCUCUCUCUCGCUCCCUCUCUCUCCCUCUCUCCCUCUCUCUCUCUUUCCCUCUCUCCCCCCCUCUCUCUCUCUCUCCCCUCUCUCUCUCUCUCCCCUCGCUCCCCCCCUCUCUCUCCCCCCUCUCUCUCUCUCCCCCCCUCUCUCUCGCUCCCCCCCCUCUCUCUCUCUCUCCCCUCCCUCCUCUCUCUCUCCCCCUUUCGCUCUCUCUCUCUCCCCCUCUCGCUCUCCUCUCACCCUCCCUCUCUCUCUCUCUCUCUCUCUCUCUCUCUCUCUCUCUCCUCCCCCCCUCUCCAGCCAACAGGUCCUGGGCAGAAAGACGGGCACUGCGUCGGUCCACAAAGUCACCAUCAAGAUUGAUGAAUCAGACGGCUCCAAGCCUCUGCAGAUCUCCCAUGAUCCCCCGCUCCCCGCCUGUGACUCCAGACUGAUGGAGAGAGCCAUGAAGGUGAGCUAACGCCUCGUUUCUCACAGCUACAGUGCUCUACUAUUAUUUUGUUGUGAUGAUGACCUCAUUUCCUGUCUCUGUUCCUGCCCCCUCCUGUAGAUUGACCACUUGUCAGUGGAGAAGCUUUUGAUUGACAGUGUGCACGCCCGCUCUCAUCAGAAGCUGCAGGAGCUGAAAGCCAUCCUGAAGAGCAGCAACCCCAGCGACAGCUGUGAGUCUCUCUGUCCUCUCUGACUUAUCAGUACACUAACUGAUCCAACGACACUGACCCAGAAUGAAAUGAACAGUGUUGUGGAGAGAAACAACCAUGUUGUCAGUGUGUGACAUUAUUGUUGUUAUUUAUUGUUGUCCCUCCUUGCCUGUGUUUCAGCGUUCAUAGAGACCGCUCUGCCCACCCUGGUCAUACCUAUCCUGGAGCCCUGCGGACGCUCUGAGUGCCUGCAUAUCUUCGUAGACCUGCACUCUGGGAUGUUCCAGCCCAUGCUGUAUGGGAUCGGUAAGCAGAGAGUAGCAGACACUCAUACACACACACACACACAACACAUCGGUAAGCAGGGAGACACACACAAACGUACACAUACACUGUUCUGACUUCCACUGUCUGUCUCUGUCUCCAGAUCAAUCCAUGCUGGACGACAUCGAGAAGACCAUCAACGACGACAUGAAGCGCAUCAUAUCCUGGCUACAGCAGCUCAAGUAAAUCCACCUCCUGUCUCUGUCUCUCUCUGUCUCUCUCCGUCUCUCUCUGUGUCUCUGUCUCUCUCUGUCUCUGUCUCUGUCUCUGUCUCUGUCUCUCUAUCUCUGUCUCUGUCUCUCUCUAUCUCUGUCUCUCUAUCUGUCUCUGUCUCUCUCUGUGUCAACUGCCUGUCAUGUGGCUUAUCACUCCUCCUCAGAAGGCCUUCAUACCUCCAUAUCCACACUGGGACACUAUUUAGUAUGCAAAGUGCUUCACCCUAGUACAUUAGUAGUCUAUACUUUGUAGUAUACCUAUAUGAAUACGAGAACAGAUAUUGUCCCGUUUCCUCCUCUUCUGCCCUAACACAGUGUUUAGCAUUGUGUCUGUUAUGUGUGUGUGUGAGAAUAAACUGUAUUUUCAUUAAAAUGUGCUUCAAUGCAGGCUAAGAAUAUCUUAAACAUGCACUAUCCAGAAAUCGCUACGCCAUUUCCUGGUUACAAAAAUUUGAAUAGUUCGCUUCAUUUCAGUUUAUGUGACAAACAAGCAAGUAUCGUGUAGAGAAUCAUUGUAAGGGAAAGGGUACCAUCUAAACCGCUGUGAAAUAUAUUUUCCAUAACCGAAACUAUUGUUUCAGCUGUUUUGAAGCUGGUAUAUAAAACUGAAAGUAAAAGACGCAGGAAGGAAACUUAAGAACGGGAAGCAUAGAAAUAGCGCACAUAGCACAGAUUUAGAGCUUCUUGCUUUCAAUGAGAAUGACAGGUCUAUAACUCACAUCUCUAUGUGAAUUUGGUCUAUCGCCUGUAAGCGCUGCCCUGUCAUAGUGUGAUAUGCAUAGAAAUAGAAUUACUAGAAAGGGUAUUGCGUUUAAGUAAAUGUUCUGGGAUUCUAGUUCUAUGAUAGUAUAAUCUGGCCAGGAAAUGGCCUGUUUGUAUAGUGCUACUGAUGUGUAAAUGUAGGACCGUGAUAUAGCUGCUCGCUGGCAGAGUCUGGCCUAUUUGGACAAUGUGUCAAAUUUCUGUCUCCACUCUUCUCCCUCCCUCCAGGUUUUGGUUAGGAGAGCAGAGGUGUAGACAGUCUGUGAAACACCUCCCAACUAUCUGCACAGACUUACUACACCUCUCCAACUCCGCUUCGCACCCUGCUGGCAGCCUGUCAAAACACAGGCUCUUCAUCCAGCUGACCCGCCUACCACAGUAUUACAUUGUAAGCCCCUCCCACCUUAUGCCUAUUAUUUGUCACAAAGAAGCAAUUAGUUUGUAGCAAACAAGAAAAUGUGUAUAUAUAUAUAUAUAUAUAUCCAGUCACACCUACUCAUUCUUUAUUUUCUACAUUGUAGAAUAAUAGUAAAGACAUCAAAACUAUGAAAUAACACAUAUGGAAUCAUGUAGUAAAUAAAAAGGUGUUAAACAAAUCAAAAUAUAUGUUAUAUUUGAGAUUCUUCAAAUAGCCACUCUUUGCCUUGAUGACAGCUUUGCACAGUCUUGGCAUUCUCUCAACCAGCUUCACCUGGAAUGCUUUUCCAACAGUCUUGAAGGAGUUCCCACAUAUGCUGAGCACUUGUUGGCUGCUUUUCCUUCACUCUGCGGUCCGACUCAUCCCAAACCAUCUCAAUUGGGUUGAGGUCGAGGGAUUGUGGAGGCCAGGUCAUUUGAUGCAGCACUCCAUCACUCUCCUUCUUGGUAAAAUAGCCCUUACACAGCCUGGAGGUGUGUUGGGUCAUUGUCCUGUUGAAAAAUAAAUUAUAGUCCCACUAAGCCCAAACCAGAUGGGAUGGCGUAUCGCUGCAGAAUGACUUGAAAAAACUUUCAAAGUUCUUGAAAUUGUCCGUAUUGGCUGUCCUUCAUGUCUUAAAGUAAUGAUGGACUGUUGUUUCUCUUUGCUUAUUUGAGCUGUUCUUGCCAUAAUAUGGACUUGGUCUUUUACCAAAUAGGGCUAUCUUCUAUAUACCAUCCCUACCUUGUCACAACACAACUGAUUGGCUCAAACGCAUUAAGAAGGAAAGAGAUUCCACAAAUUAACUUUUAAGAAGGCACACCUGUUAAUUGAAAUGCAUUCCAGGUGACUACCUCAUGAAGCUGGUUGAGAAAAUGCCAAUAGUGUGCAAUGCUGUCAUCAGGGCAAAGGGAGGCUAUUUGAAGAAUCUCAAAUAUAUUUUGAUUUGUUUAACACUUUUGGUUACUACAUGAUUCCAUAUGUGUUAUUUCAUAGUUUUGAUUAACAGGUGUGCCUUCUUAAAAGUUAAUUUGUGGAAUCUCUUUCCUUCUUAAUGCGUUUGAGCCAAUCAGUUGUGUUGUGACAAGGUAGGGAUGGUAUAUAGAAGAUAGCCCUAUUUGGUAAAAGACCAAGUCCAUAUUAUGGCAAGAACAGCUCAAAUAAGCAAAGAGAAACGACAGUUCAUCAUUACUUUAAGACAUGAAGGUCAGUCAAUAUGGAAAAUUGAAAGGACUUUGAAAGUUUCUUCAAGUGCAGUCGCAAAAACCAUCGAGCGCUAUGAUGAAACUGGUUCUCAUGAGGACCACCACAGGGAUGGAAGACCCAGAGUUACCUCUGCUGCAGAGGAUAAGUUCAGUAGAGUUACCAGCCUCAGAAAUUGCAGCCCAAAUAAAUGCUUCACAGAGUUCAAGUAACAGACACAUCUCAACAUCAACUGUUCAGAGAGGACAGUGUGAAUCAGGCCUUCAUGGUCGAAUUGCUGCAAAGAAACCACUUCUAAAGGACACCAAUAAGAAGAAGAGACCCGCUUGGGCCAAGAAACACGAGCAAUGGACAUUAGACUGGUGGAAAUGUGUCCUUUGGUCUGGAGUCCAAAUUUGAGAUUUUUGGUUCAAACUACUGUGUCUUUGUGAGACGCGUGUGGGUUGAAUGGAUGCUCUCCGCAUGUGUAUUUCCUACUGUAAAGCAUGGAGGAGGAGGUGUUAUGGUGUGGAGGUGCUUUGCUGGUGACACUGUCUUUGAUUUAUUUAGAAUUCAAGGCACACUUAACCAGCAUGGCUACCACAGCAUUCUGCAGCGAUACGCCAGUCCCACUAAGCCCAAACCAGAUGGGAUAUCAUUUGUUUUUCAACAGGACAAUGACCCAACACACCUCGAGUCUGUGUAAGGGCUAUUUUACCAAGUAGGAGAGUGAUGGAGUGCUGCAUCAAAUGACCUGACCUCCACAAUCCCCCGACCUCAACUCAAUUGAGAUGGUUUGGGAUGAGUCGGACCGCAGAGUGAAGGAAAAGCAGCCAACAAGUGCUCAGCAUAUGUGGGAACUCCUUCAAGACUGUUGGAAAAGCAUUCCAGGUGAAGCUGGUUGAGAGAAUGCCAAGACUGUGCAAAGCUGUCAUCAAGGCAAAGGGUGGCUAUUUAAAGAAUCUCAAAUAUAACAUAUAUUUUGAUUUGUUUAAGACUUGUUUGAUUACUACAUGAUCCCAUAUGUGUUAUUUCAUAGUUUUGAUGUCUUCACUAUUAUUCUACAAUGUAGAUAAUAGUCAAAAUAAAGAAAAACCCUUGAAUGAGUAGGUGUGUCCAAACUUUUGACUGGUACUGUAUAUUAACCAUGCACAACUUUCCCACUAUUUAAUUUUUCUCCUUCCCCUAUCUCCCUUCUUUUGCACCCGUCUACCUUUCCCUCCCUCCCUAGGUGGUGGAGAUGCUGGACGUGCCUGGCUGUCCCACAGAGCUGCAGUACAAGUACUCCUUCCUGUCUGUGUCUCAGUUGGAAGGUGAGGAGGGACCUCCAUGCGCCCAGCUCCUGCAGCACUUCAAGCCCAACCUGGAGCAGCUCGUCCUGGACAAUUCCGCUGGCCGAGGGGCCCGCCCUGGAGCUAAGAGAAAAGUAGGAAUGGAUUGCGAACUGCUUGUAUGGGUUACAAUUAUUUAUAUAUAGACAAUCUGAAACCAUGUCCUAAAAGGAGUAAACCGAGGAAAAAUCCUUAUAACAUACAUAUAAACCUUGAUAUUUUCAGAGCAUGUGUUAUAAAUGAAAUGUAUUAUUAUUUAUCGUCAUUAGGUGUUGGGUCAUCUCCUCUCUCUCUCUCUUUGUCCUCCAGUUAUCAGGAGACCAGGGAGCUCUGGAGCCCAAGAAGCCCAAGCGCUCGGGGGAGAUGUCUGCCUUUAACAAGGAGCUGGCUCACCUAGUGGCCAUGUGUGACACCAACAUGCCCUUCAUAGGCCUCAGAGUGGAGGUAUGGAUGGAGGGAGUACGCCCUUUUAUUCUCUCUCUUCUCUACAUCUUACAACUCUCUUCCUCACUUUUUACUUUUCCACCACGCCGUCUCCACCACGCCGUCUCCACCACUCCGUCUCCACCACUCCGUCUCCACCACGCCGUCUCCACCACGCCGUCUCCACCACGCCGUCUCCACCACGCCGUCUCCACCACGCCGUCUCCACCACUCCGUCUCCACCACUCCGUCUCCACCGUCUAUCUUCAUCAUCCCUGUCCUCAUCCAUCCCUCCUGCUCUCUGUUUCUCUCCUCUGUCCAGCUAUAUUUUAUGGAGAUUCCUCACCUCUCCUCUCUCUCAUCUACAUUCCUCCUCUGUCUAACAUGUGUCUCUCCUCUGUCCAGCUGUCUCAGAUGGAGAUUCCCCACCAGGGUGUGCAGGUGGAGGGAGAUGGCUGCAGCCACGCCAUCCGCAUCCUCAAGUAAGACUCCACAUCCCACGAUACCAUGCAAAUCCAGAUGUCAGUGGCACUGCCUAAUAAUAUGGAAGUCAAUUGGAAUUUUUAAAGAAAAUUCUAAUAUGAUUCUAAUAUGAUUUUCUCGCAGUGAACUAACAUGCCCCCAAAACAAAGAUGAUAGAUAAAGAUGAUGGUUUUGUACCCUUUAUUUUAGUGAUUGAUGUACAGUAUGUACUAUGUACCUGACCCCAUGUGGUCCUCUCCCCCUCCCUAGGAUCCCACCCAGUAAGGGUGUAGGGGAGGAGACGAGGCUGGCUUUGGAGCACUCUCUACUGGACUGCACCUUCCGUCUGCAGGGCCGGAACAACCGCACAUGGGUGGCAGAACUGGUUCUGGCCAACUGCCCACUCAACAGCACACACAGCAAAGAGCAAGGUACAAACACACACAGAAACACACGCAUAUGGACACCCAAAAAACACCACACAAAGAAACGCACAUACACACACACACACACACUCUACCCAAACUGUGCCCUUAUCUCUCCCUGUUCUGUGUGUGUUUCCAGCCUCUACGCGCCAUGUGUAUCUGACCUAUGAGAACCCUCUGUCUGAGCCUGUGGGAGGGAGGAAGGUGGUGGAGAUGUUCCUCAACGACUGGAGCGCCAUCAACCAGCUCUACCAGUGUGUCCUGGUGUUCUCACGAUCACUACCAGGUGUGUGUGUGUGUGUGUGUGUGUGUGAGAACAUUUGCAGUACGAGAGUGGGGAAUAAAUCAUACAGUUAAAAGGUGAGUGAACACAUUACCAUUUGUAUUGACCUACUUUACUAAUAUGUUUUCUCCCUCUCUUAGAGAUGCCUUCCUACCUGAGUCUGUUCAGUGAGAUCCGGCUGUAUAACUACCGCAAACUGGUCCUGUGUUACGGCAGCACCAAGGGCAGCUCAGUGAGUAGCAUUACACCAAUGCCCUGUCUGAACUCUAGCCCGCCGCUAGUUCCUCUCAAGGUUCCUUCCCAACUAGGGAGUGCAUGGUCCCUUGUAGGGGUGUGAACGUUUCAACUGAAUUGAAUCGUUAACGUAUAGAAAAAAAAUCCACACAUGAAAAACAAUGUUUUUUUUUGUGUUUUUUUUCUCAUAAAAUUGCCACUAACAAGUCCCCAUCAUCAUCAUCGUCAUCAUCGUCAUCAUAACGGGAAACAUUUUAAUUGAUCAAAUAGGCUGUAAAGUUAGUAAGAGGUGAUAUGCAUCUUUCAAAUUGCUUACCACGUAUAUAAAGCACUCCGCACAUCGUAGUCGUUAACAGUUUGGGGGGAAAGCUGAUUACAGAAAUGAUUGCAGUUGAAAUGCAGCCAGUAUCAAUGGCCUACUUGAGUUGCUUGGUAAUUUGCUAAAUGAAGGGCUGCAAGCGCCGUUUGAGCCGCGACUCGCACUACUGAAACAGGUGCAUCUUCCUCAUCAAUUUCACUGUUUACUCCAGUUUCAACAGGGUGUUAUUCCCUUUAUAAUGGGAGUUGAGACAUACAGUUAACAUCAUUAGAAAGCUACAAUUUUUCCCUUUUUUUAGCCAGUAGAGACCCACAUUUGGCAUGUGUUUUUCUUUUGUCCUGUUUUUGAUUAGUGAGCUUAAACUUGGCUUUUGUUAAACAUGAAACAAAGUUUUUAUUUAUUUUUAUUUAACCUUUAUUUAACCAGGUAAGCCAGUUGAGAACAAGUUCUCAUUUACAACUGUGACCUGGCCAAGAUAAAGCAAAGCAGCGCGAUAAAAACAACAACACAGAGUUACAUAUGGGGUAAAAAAAAACAAAGUCAAAAUAUACAACAGAAAAUAUAUAUACAGUGUGUGCAAAAGUAGCCCCUAGACUAAUGAAUACACCAUUUGCCUUCAUCUAAACAAUGUUUUUGUUGCAUAUUUCAGUCUGAAACCUGCUUAUAGUUGAAGUCGGAAGUUUACAUACACUUAGGUUGGAGUCAUUAAAACUCGUUUUUCAACCACUCCACAAAUUUCUUGUUAACAAACUAUAGUUUUGGCAAGUCGGUUAGGACAUCUACUUUGUGCAUGACACAAGUCAUUUUUCCAACAAUUGUUUACAGACAGAUUUUCUAACUUAUAAUUCACUGUUUCACAAUUCCAGUGGGUCAGAAGUUUACAUACACUAAGUUGACUGUGCCUUUAAACAGCUUGGAAAAUUCCAGAAAAUGAUGUCAUGGCUUUAGAAGCUUCUGAUAGGCUAAUUGACAUCAUUUGAGUCAGUUGGAGGUGUACCUGUGGAUGUAUUUCAAGGCCUACCUUCAAACUCAGUGCCUCUUUGCUUGACAUCAUGGGGAAAUCAAAAGAAAUCAGCCAAGACCUCAGAAAAAAAAUGGUAGACCUCCACAAGUCUGGUUCAUCCUUGGGAGCAAUUUCCAAACGCCUGAAGGUACCACGUUCAUCUGUACAAACAAUAGUACCCAAGUAUAAACACCAUGGGACCACGCAGCCGUCAUACCGCUCAGUAAGGAGACGCGUUCUGUUUCCUAGAGAUGAACGUACUUUGGUGCGAAAAGUGCAAAUCAAUCCCAGAACAACAGCAAAGGACCUUGUGAAGAUGCUGGAGGAAACCGGUACAAAAGUAUCUAUAUCCACAGUAAAACGAGUCCUAUAUCGACAUAACCUGAAAGGCCGCUCAGCAAGGAAGAAGCCACUGCUCCAAAACCGGCAUAAAGAAAGCCAGACUACGGUUUGCAACUGCACAUGGGGACAAAGAUUGUACUUUUUGGAGAAAUGUCCUCUGGUCUGAUGAAACAAAAAUAGAACUGUUUGGCCAUAAUAACCAUUGUUAUGUUUGGAGGAAAAAGGGGGUUGCUUGCAAGCUGAAGAACACCAUCCCAACCGUGAAGCACGGGGGUGGCAGCAUCAUGCUGUGGGGGUGCUUUGCUGCAGGAGGGACAGUUGCACUUCACAAAAUAGAUGGCAUCAUGAGGAAGAAAAAUUAUGUGGAUAUAUUGAAGCAACAUCUCAAGACAUCAGUCAGGAAGUUAAAGCUUAGUCGCAAAUGGGUCUUCCAAAUGGACAAUAACCCCAAGCAUACUUCCAAAGUUGUGGCAAAAUGGCUUAAGGACAACAAAGUCAAGGUAUUGGAGUGGCCAUCACAAAGCCCUGACCUCAAUCCUAUAGAAAAUAUGUGGGCAGAACUGAAAAAGCGUGUGCGAGCAAGGAGGCCUACAAACCUGACUCAGUUACACCAGCUCUGUCAGGAGGAAUGGGCCAAAAUUCACCCAACUUAUUGUGGGAAGCCUGUGGAAGGCUACCCGAAACGUUUGACCCAAGUUAAAAACAUUUUAAGGCAAUGCUACCAAAUACUAAUUGAGUGUAUGUAAACGUCUGACCCACUGGGAAUGUGAUGAAAUAAAUAAAAGCUGAAAGAAAUUAUUCUCUCUACUAUUAUUCGGACAUUUCACAUUCUUAAAAUAAAGUGAUGAUCCUAACUGACCUAUGACAGGGAAUUUUUACUAGGAUUAAAUGUCAGGAAUUGUGAAAAACUGAGUUUAAAUGUAUUUGGCUAAGGUGUAUGUAAACUUCCGACUUCAACUGUAGGUUUAUGGGGGGUUGUAACCUACAGUAUUCUAAAUGGCACAUUAGAGCAGUUCGCAAAAAAGCUUAAGACUCAUCUAUUAUUCCUCAACCGCGGCUCGUGAUUGGAACACAUAUUUCCCUACUUUAAUCAACCAGCCUAUUUUGAAUUUGUGAUAAAGCUGUUAUGAUUUGGCAAGGAGUGUAGCUUGUCUACAGUUUUGGUUGUGUAUCCCAUCAGUUAGAUAUGUUUUUAUAGGCAGUUAUUUCUGUAGGCCUAAUGGGAGCUUGGGUGCGCAGUAUGCGUGUGUGUAGAGGGAGGGGUCGGAUCGAAAUUGAAUGAGAGAUCUGUAACAGAGGUGAAAGGCAAUGUAAGGAGAAGAACUGUGAUCACCUAGCUAGGUUCAUUGUUUUGUUGUGAAUUGCUAAUGCACAUAACAAAUGGAAGGAACACUAGAGCCAACGUGAAUUUACGGUUGUCUUCCGUUCGGGCAGCCUCAAACAGAUUCCAGAUGACUACGCUAGAGAGAACUGAAUUGCCCACUAGCCGUCAUACCCAAUAGGAUUUCCUGUGGAAUUUUAUGAAAGGUUCUUAUUGAAAAAGAAAAACGUUUUAUUUAUUUUUUUGCUGUUUAAACGUUUAAGACAAUUUUUACAUUUGUGCCACAUCCCUAGUGCCUUGUAUGUUCCGUCGUUUGCAUGCUGUUUGUAAAAAGUACUAUAUGAAUAAAUGUGAUUGAUUGAGACGCUUGCGCGCUCUCUCUCUCUCUCUACCUCCCUCUCUCUACCCCCCUGUCUCUCAUUCCCCCCCCACCCCUCUCUCCCUCUCUCUCUCUCUACCCCCCUCUCCCUCUCUCUCAUUCCCUCCAUCUCCCCCUACCCUUCUCUCUCUCUCCCUCUCUCCUCUGUCUCUCCUAUAGGUGACCAUCCAGUGGAACAGUAGCAGCCAGAGGUUCCAUCUCUCUUUAGGGACAGUAGGCCCUAACUCAGGCUGUAGUAACUGUCACAACAUUAUACUGCAUCAACUACAGGAGAUGUUCAACAAGACCCCUACUGUGGUCCAGCUACUACAGGUACUGCACACACACACACACACAACCUAACUAUACAGGGGCCACAUGCACUGGUACUAACACAACCUCCACCAAAGGAGCCUGAAUUCCAUUCCAUUACUUUUCCAUUCAUUUUCUAACAUUUCUAAUCUUUUCUCCUCCCUCCUCACCAGGUGCUGUCAGACACCCAGGCCCCUCUGAAUGCCAUCAACAAGCUGCCCACGGUGCCCAUGCUGGGGCUGACCCAGCGCACCAACACGGCCUACCAGUGUUUCUCCAUCCUGCCCCAGUCACCCACACACAUCCGCCUGGCCUUCCGCAACAUGUACUGCAUCGACAUCUACUGCCGCAGCCGUGGGGUGGUGGCCAUACGAGAUGGAGCCUACAGCCUCUUCGACAACACCAAGAUCGUGGAAGGCUUCUACCCCGCCCCGGGGCUCAAGGUACGAGGGAGAGGAGAGGGCUCGGGGUGUGGGGAUAAUUUGUUUCAGGAAUUUGAAAGUGUCUAGUUUCAGUUGAAUGAAAGUAUCUGAUGUUGGGUUCAAUUAUCCCUUUAUCUCUCUCUCUGUCUGUCUCUCUCUUUUCUUUAUGUGCCCCCCCCCCCCCCCCCCAGACGUUCCUCAACAUGUUUGUUGACAGUAACCAGGACGCUCGGCGACGCUCCGUCAAUGAAGACGACAACCCGCCCUCGCCGGUGGGAGGCGACAUGAUGGACACCUUUAUGAACCAAUUACAGGCCCAGCAGCAGCAACAGCCAAUGAGAGGGGGUCCUGGGGGGGUGUACCCUCCCCUCACCUCCCCUCCCACCUCUUACCAUCCCAACGUGCCUACACAGUCCCCAGGUGAUUGGGAGUGGUGUGGGUGUGCUGGCGUGUGCCAUGUGUGCUUGGCAUCCCUCGACAGAGCAGAAGAAAAAGACCAAAUGCUCUCUGGUCCUCUCCUCACCCAUCAUCCACCCGCUAAGUGAUGUCACUCCGUGUGUGUGUGUUCACCCUUUCGCUGCGGUCAUGCACAUGCUGAAUGGCAAACUGAGUGUGAGAGAGUUGAGACCAGAAGGGAGGAAGCAUUAUCCAGUCCUGCUCACCCAUCUCAGCCCUAGAGCCAGCGUCUGCUGCCCAACUUUAGCUUGUGUGUGUGUGUGUGUGUCUGUGUCUGUGUAGGAGUGUGUGUAUGAAUGGAUGUAUGUGAGUGUGUGAGCUGAUCCUAUUGGCCCGUGUCUGACAAGUCUUUUUGGUCUGUGUGUGUGUGUGUGCUCGCAGGGACCAUCCAUGCAUAGAGGGCCCCCUCUCCCUUUGGGCCGACCCCGUCUCCCUCCUCUCUGGGCAUAGCUAUGGGCCCGACCAGCUUUGGUUUAACUGUGGAGAGAUUUAAUUGGGGAGUAAAUGGGAGAGAGAAAGUGUUUCACUUUGUGAGUGUUUGAGAGCGUGACAGUGUGUUUAUGUGUGUUUUAGUGCGUCUUGGUUAAUGUCUGACUGUUUGUCUGAGUACACUAAUGGGUUCAUGACAAUGUAACUGGCCACUUGUAUUAAGAAGAUUAUUUUUGACUGUGAUGUUGAGGAGGAGGAUGAUGACAAUGACAAUAUCAGUGGACACUAUAUUGAUGAUGAUGAAGAUGAUGGUGUGUGUGUGUGUGUGUGUGUGUGUUAAAAAGACAAAGGUUUAGAAUGUCUGUCUGUAUGUUUCCCAGGUGCUCUGGACCCCAGCUCCCCCUAUGCUAGGGUGUCUCCCAGCCAGAGGGGCCAGUGGCCAGGCUCUCCCCAAGUCUCAGGGCCCUCUCCUGGGGCUCGCAUCCACGGCAUGUCCCCUGGAAACCCCUCACUCCACUCACCCAUCCCCGACGCCUCACACUCCCCGCGCGCUGGCUCUAGUGAGUACCACACACACACACACACUGUAGAAACUCUCUACAUCCCCAUACAUGACUCUCUGACUGGGUUGGCGCCGGACAUUUGACUGGCAACAUUUUAAUUUACCGGCCAUUUGAGAAAUUUACCGAACCCAUAUGCAUUGGGUGCGUAACCUAAUUAGGGCGUCCACACACUGUGCUCAGAAUGACAAAUCACAUUUAGAAUAUGAUAAUUCAUAUUAGCAGAACAUGCAAGUCGAGGAUGCAACGAUGUGCUGUCCUUCUUACCGAAUUCUUAUGUGCACUUUGAACAUGUUAGAAUAACUGUCCACAUUUACUUUUCCUCAGCCAACCAGACGAGUAACGAACAACAAAAUCACUAGCCUAUGUCAAUCCAUUAUAGUAGAAAAUGUUAGGCUACCUAUUCUAUUAGUCAGCUUUUCGAGAUCGAAAUAGCCUCUUCCAAACAGACUCUGGGACUGUUGUGGGACGAUAGAUCCUAAAUUCAUCCAACCAGUAGGCCUAGGCUACAUGAGUCUGAUGCAAAAGAUCAGAACGUUUAGCUUAAAAUGUUGAUAAACUAUUAUUUCUUAGUAAAGAUCAAGAAGGCCCACACACUGUUAAAGCUCCCAAUUCACCUCUUUAUUAAUAACGUUUCGAUCCGUAACGGAUCUUCGUCAGGUCAAAAAAACUAUUAUUUCUUCACAUUAUAAGCGCAGCAAUGCACACAAGGCCGUAGGCUAUGCACGAAUGUUCGUUCCAUAAUUCAAUUAGCGGGAAAACACUUGUCAAAAGGGAACUGCACAUGCGAGCGGUUUCAUGUGACAGAAAUUAAAAUAUCUGUUAGAAAUGGAGAUCUAAUAGGCUAUGUAUUAAAAUGUUCAGCUUUCAAACAAUUUAAGUAUAUGUUUUCAUAAUGCAUACUGCCUCCAGCUCAUUGAAAAGAGGUGUGUGACACGCUGAUGAACAACUCGGAAAUGUCCGACUUCAGUGCGUUCAAGACGACUGGGAACUGGGAACAAGAACUAUCUCCGACUGGGAAAAAUAGUUUUGAACGGUUAUCCAACUCGGAAUUCCAACUCGGGAACUCUGGCCUCUUUCUAGAGCUCUGACUUUCCGUCCUGAAGAUCACUGACGUCAUGAUUUGACCUCGUAUUUUUCAGAGUUCCCAGUUGUCUUGAAAGCACCUCAAGAUGCUGCUGCAGCAGCUCUCCCACUGUCUGACAGAUUUUCCACUCAAAGGCUCUGUAUCUGUAUGUUCUAUGCGUGUGAUAAAUAAGAUACAUAACGUAUAUACUGUAGCCUACACGCGCCAAUUUAAUUCCACUAAAUUAUGCAAAUUAACCAAUAGACGAUAAGCAUGACCAGUCAAAUGUAUUUACAGUACAUCAACUGGUAUUUCCAUCAUUCAAGAGGCUAAAAAGCAUUAUUUCAUAAAUGGGAUUUUGUUCUUCUUCUCCCGGACAAUGGGCCGGCGGCAAUUUUAUUUAUCGGCUUUUCAAUUUUUUUAUCGGACAAAAGCCGGCUAUUACCGUAUAGCGCAAACCCUGCUCUCUGAAUAACAAUCCACUCCAUUGAAAAUCAGAUCUGUUUUCCAAAUAUUGAAGAUGUUAAGACAUCUUCAUGAAUGUGUAUAAAAAAUACAUAUUUAAAAAAAUCUGUAUAGAAAUGGCAUGUCUGUGUGUCUCCCUCUACAGGUUCCGGGGCAAUGCCCAGCAGUAUGCCCCCGCCCCGUAAGCUACCACAGCGCUCCUGGGCUGCCUCCAUCCCCACCAUCCUCACCCACAAUGCCUUGCACGUGCUGCUGCUGCCCUCGCCCACCCCCUGCCUGGUUCCGGGCCUGGCAGGAAGUUACCUCUGCUCUCCGCUGGAGCGCUUCCUGGGCUCGGUCAUCAUGAGACGCCACCUGCAGAGGAUCAUCCAGCUAGAGCCCAACGUGAGUGGUGAUCUGUGGUCGAGUCAUCUCUGAGUUUAGUCCAUCUCUGUCUUUCUUGUUUGGUGUCUGUGUCGCUCUCUCUGUCUUUCUUGUUUGGUGUCUCAGUGUCGCUCUCUCUGUCUUUCUUGCUCCUCUUCUGUCCCUUCCUCACUCACCCUCUGGCUUUUGUUUUCAAUGUAUUUCUGUCCUUCUCACAUCUUCUUUCCCUCUCUCCAUUUCAUCCCUCCAUCUCUCUCUCUCCAUCUCAUCCAGCUGGAGGCUAACGUGAGUGUUAACUCUGUCCUGAAACAUCUGUUCAUACCCUAUCUCUCCUCAGCUUAACCAUCUAUCUCUCAUCCCAUUUCUUCAUCCCAUUUCUUAAUGUCAAAUGAAGCCCAAUUUACAGUGAAAUCCUUACUUACAAGCCCUUAACCAACAAUGCAGUUUUAAGAAAAGAAUAAGUGUUAGUAAAAAAUAGAUAAGUAAAAAAUUAAAGAGCAGCAGUAAAAUAAAAUAACAGUAGCGAGGCUAUAUACAGGGGGUACCGGUACAGAGUCAAUGUGCGGGGGCACCGGUUAGUCGAGGUAAUUGAGGUCAUUUACAUGUGGGUAAAGUUAAAGUGACUAUGCAUAGAUAAUAACAGAGUAGCAGCAGCGUACGGGAGUGGGUGGGGUCGGGGGGGCAAUGCAAAUAGUCUGGGUAGCCAUGAUUAGCUGUUCUGGAGUCUUAUGGCUUGGGAGUAGAAGCUGUUAAAAAGCCUCUUCCUCUAUGGUUUACACACACGCCAAGCCCCUCCCCCUGCCUCUCAAGCCAACAAAGUUGAAAGAUCACAUCUUCCUCUCUGACAAGAGGUUUCAACUCGCUAUUUGCAUUUGAGGUUUGGUCUAACAGAAUCGGUCAUAUGGACACCCAAAACACAUUGAGACAUUAUUUUACUGUAAUUAAGGAGAAGUUAACUUGUCUAACGAUGCCCUUUUUAUUUCUCAACUACUCAAAUUGCAUGCAGAGCAGACACUACUAAAACGAGAGUAUCAAUGAACAUUGAUUCUGAAAAAUGUAUGCUCAGUUUGUCGUUGGGGUACCACGUACCGCUAGCAGCAUUUUAGCCAAAGACUGUUAUAAUAGCUGUCUAGUCUGUGUUUUAUAAAUGUGCAAUAAGCAUAGAACACAAUUAUAUAAGGAAUUGGCAACUCGUUCUCAUUCUGAGAAAUAAGGUAGGCCACUUGAUCUCAACAUCUGAACAAAGUAGACAGGCUAACAUGCUUUUCAAACAGUUGGAGGCAGACAGAAGGGUGUGUUCAUAACAAUUCAACUGUUCAACCUUGUUAGCUAGCAAAUAGAUCCAAGUUGGCUAAACUUGAAAUAUAAAGAUUAGCUGGCUAAUCACUAGCACGUUGGCUUGAGAGAUUGUUGAUGAGACCUGUGUAAAUGUUUUAUAGCCUAAUGCCUGCUACAAGAAGUUAGUAAUUUAUUAGUGAAUGUGUAUUAUACAUGGUUCUAGUUCAAUUUGUAGCAAAAAAGUGCAUUUCCUAGACAGACUUGGAAGCCAGAUCAGUGAUUAUGGCAAAAGAAGAUCAGGUUAAACUAUUUUGAUAAAAUCAUUAAAUUAUUAGUGAGUUUUAUGGUUGUGGAAGACUUUUAUUUAGCCUACAUAUAACUUCACAAGCCCUGAAUUCAUUAGAUUAUUGCUGACUGUUUUAAAUGCAUUGUAUUUUACCUUUAAUUGUACAACAAUGCUUAUUUAGAGUAAAACAUUUUUUUAAAUAGAGAUGGUUUUUAGGCCAUAUCGCCCAGCCCUAGUCUAAUCACUUAAUCUCUGUCUAACUCCUUGGUAGAAGCUCUCUGCAGGGCUGUCCCUUAUCCCCACUGCUUUUCCCCAACCUUCAAUCUCUUGAACCUUCAGCCCAAGCAUUAGUAGAUAGAGGCUAGUUUCCUUCCCCCAUUAAAAUGUGAUCUUUCAAAAAUGACAUAUCUCUCCAUGUAGAUGUGUUACUUUAUAUAGCUAAUGUGGAACAAUCUUUCUAUUUUUCUUCUACUAUACAUUUUUACAUUACAUUUUAGUCAUUUAGCAGACGCUCUUAUCCAGAGCGACUUACAGUUAGUGAGUGCAUACAUUUUUUAAAUUAUAAUUUUUUCCAUACUGGCCCCCUGUGGGAAUCGAACCCACAACCCUGGCGUUGCAAACGCCAUGCUCUAUCAACUGAGCUACAUCCCUGCCGGCCAUUCCCUCCCCUACCCUGGAUGACGCUGGGCCAAUUGUGCGCCGCCCCAUGGGUCUCCCGGUCGCGGCCGGCUACGACAGAGCCUGGAUUCGAACCAGGAUCUCUAGUGGCACAGCUAGUACUGCGAUGCAGUGCCUUAGACCACUGCGCCACUCGGGAGGCAAUAAUAAACCUUCUCUCUCUCCUCCCCUCCUCCCUCUCUCCAGCUGUCUAUUGUGAACUCAAACGAGCCGGGUGUGAUCAUGUUCAAGACGGAGGUGUUGAAGUGUCGCGUGGCGCUUAACCCAAAGACCUACCAGACCCUGCAGCUCAAAGUAACCCCCGAGAACACUGGGCCCUGGUCACAGGAGGAGAUACAGGUCCUGGAGAAGUUCUUUGAGACUCGG
Coregonus sp. 'balchen' is the source of this 23739-nucleotide messenger RNA. The record is from the annotation of a GenBank genome assembly. NCBI's taxonomy places the organism in Eukaryota, Metazoa, Chordata, Actinopteri, Salmoniformes, Salmonidae.